AGUAGAUUACAGUGCUGGAAUCUUCAUUCAAUUCUUCAUUCGUAUCCGUAUCUUAUUAAAUAAUAUAUAUAUAUACAUAUAUAUCUGGUGAAGAUGUCCUGGUUACUAGGAAGAAAUAGAACUCAACAACCGCAGGAACCAUUAAAUGUGGACGGUACGGACCCAGACGGGAAAACUGCAGGGAACCUUAGUGGAGAUGCCCAGUUAAGUAAUGCUGAACGCAAAGCUAUGGAGGCUUACCGAUUUGAUUCUUCUGCCUUGGAAAGAGCUGCAGAAGCUGCUCGUCAAUUGGAACGUUCAAAACAUGCUCGCGAGGCAUUAGAACUGUCGAAGAUGCAGGAAACGACUAGGCAACAAGAAUAUCAGUUAAAGGUCAAAGAGUACGAAGCCCAUAUUGAACAAGCUAAAGUAGAACAAAGACGUAUUGAUCAUGAGGAGCGACGAAAAACACUGAUUGAAGAGACCAAGCAACAACAACAACGAGCUCAGUAUCAAGAUCAGUUGGCACGGAAGCGAUAUGAAGAUCAAUUGGCUCAGCAACAGCGUGUGCAAGAGGAGAAUUUGAGGAAACAAGAGGAGAGCGUAGCUCGACAAGAAGCUAUGCGCCGCCAGACCAUUGAGCACGAAAUAGAGAUGAAGGAAAAGAAUCGUCUAAAGCUCCUUGAGCAUGAGAUGCGUGUUAAAGCAAAGGUUGAUCGGGAAAAUCGUGACAUAAAUCUUGAACAAAUACGACUAAAGGCUCAAGAACAUCGUACAACUGUACUAGAGGGCAUACGUACCGCCGGUACAGUUGUUGGCGCUGGUGUCGAAGCCAUGCUUACUGAUUGGGAUAAAGUUUUGACUGCGGCUGGAGGCUUAUCAUUAUUAGCUUUGGGUGUAUACGCAGCAAAGGGCGCAACCGGGGUAACUUCACGUUAUGUUGAAGCACGAAUUGGUAAACCAACAUUGGUAGGAGAAACAUCACGGUUUGCAUUCCUAGAUGCCAUUCAGCAUCCAAUCAACUAUGUGAAGAAAUUGCGUUCUAAACCCACUGACGCCCUAAAAGGUGUGAUUUUGAACCCUAAACUUGAAGAACGAUUGCGUGACAUUGCAAUUGCGACGAAGAAUACUCGAGUAAAUAGAGGCAUGUAUCGGAAUGUUUUGAUGCACGGACCACCAGGUACUGGAAAAACAAUGUUUGCCAAGCGUUUAGCAGCGCAUUCAGGCAUGGAUUAUGCUAUUAUGACUGGUGGCGAUGUUGCACCAAUGGGUAAAGAAGGUGUCACUGCCAUUCAUAAGGUUUUCGAUUGGUCACAGACCAGUCGUCGCGGUUUAUUAUUAUUCGUUGAUGAAGCUGAUGCUUUCUUGCGUAAACGUUCGUCAGAACAUAUUUCUGAGGACUUACGUGCCGCUUUAAACGCAUUCCUAUACCGUACAUCUGAGCAAAAUUCCAAGUUUAUGCUAGUUCUAGCUUCCAACACGCCAGAGCAAUUCGAUUAUGCCAUUAAUGAUCGUCUUGAUGAGAUGGUUGAGUUUUCAUUGCCAGGUUUAGAAGAGCGUGAACGCUUAUUGCGACUAUAUUUUGAUAAAUACGUUUUGCAGCCUGCUUCCGAGGGACACAAGCGUUUCAAGUUGGACCAGUUCGAUUAUGGUGCUACAUGUUCGGAGAUGGCGAAAAUCUGUGAAGGAAUGUCUGGUCGUGAAAUAUCAAAAUUGGGCGUUUCUUGGCAAGCGGCAGUUUACGCUUCCGAGGAUGGAGUGUUGACUGAGAAAAUGGUUUUGGAUCGUUGCCAUGCUGCUGCCCAUCAACACAAACAAAAGAUGGCUUGGUUGUCAGAACAGGAACGUAGUGAUCACAAAUCUAUAACUGGCGGAAAGGCCACAUAAUUACCAAUAAUUGGAGAUAAAAAAGUUAGAUUCCCAAACAAUGCCAGCGAUACCUACUAUAAUUUAGUUGGUCCAGAAAUGCGUGUACUAUAAGUAUAGUGGACUUGGUGUGCAAGCAUUUAAAAAUUUUAUUUUAGUUAUUCCUAAAGUUAUCAAAUAAGUAGAUUAAUGAUCCGUAAAGCCUCCGUGCCUAUGAAACAUUUUUCAAGGGCAUAAACAAAGAUUUCCUUGCAUUUAAAUAUGUACCUGAAAGUGACGGCAUACCCCAGAGAGCCUUUGCGGAUGUAAUGCGUUCUGAAAACUCAUCAAGACUGUUAGAGAUUUAUAUUAAACUUCUACUUGAUGGCUUAGAUGAUAUGCAAAUCGUAAUUUGUCAUAUAAACAUUUGUUACCUAUAAUAAUAUUGGAAUGUUAACUUUGUUUAAACAUUAUAUAAAGAAAGUAUAAUAUAUAACAACAUUGAUGAAUGCUUUUGUGCUCUAAUAAAUAUAAAUUAUUUGGAAA
Messenger RNA from Ceratitis capitata (Mediterranean fruit fly), 2370 nucleotides. It is a transcript of the gene bor, whose product is annotated as ATPase family AAA domain-containing protein 3A homolog. The transcript is spliced from 7 exons. The record is from RefSeq and is a predicted model, not a curated record. NCBI's taxonomy places the organism in Eukaryota, Metazoa, Arthropoda, Insecta, Diptera, Tephritidae. Gene Ontology annotation, cellular component: mitochondrion. Bases 94 to 1866 code for a protein of 590 amino acids. Gene Ontology annotation, molecular function: ATP hydrolysis activity; zinc ion binding; ATP binding. Gene Ontology annotation, biological process: mitochondrion organization.